Symbiodinium sp. CCMP2456 is the source of this 470-nucleotide messenger RNA. The record is from the annotation of a GenBank genome assembly. NCBI's taxonomy places the organism in Eukaryota, Dinophyceae, Suessiales, Symbiodiniaceae.
GUUUGGCUCGUGGCGAUCCUCUGCUUGCUGACGACGCAGGUUCGCAGCCUCACUAAUGCCAACGUCUUCACGCAAAUCUCUCUGGUGUGCAUCUUCGGCAUGAUCAUCUGCAUGCUGGUAGCAGUUUUCGAGUACGACAUCGAGGACAAGAUUCCGGCUCGCUUGUUCGGCAACCCCGAGCCUGAUCUAAGCAUGAGGGUGGUGAGGGUGGCUAGCGGCUGCACGAUCAGUUCCUGGGCGUACGUGCCUGCUUUCCUCACCGUGGAGCUCAGUGCUUGCAUGGAGACGCCGGCAGAGUUCAAGAAGUCGCUGCUUUUCUCGGGAGGCCUCAACGUUCUGGUCUUCAUCAUCGUGGGCAGCAUAGUGGUGGCGCGGUGGGGCUUCGAAGUAGGCGAGGUUAUCAGCAUCACAGCAGGUGUCGGUGCCUGGGUGCCGGGGACAGAUGUGAACACAAUCUUCAGCUGCUUUAA